This is a messenger RNA of Thelazia callipaeda (thelaziosis nematode), 777 nucleotides long. The record is from the annotation of a GenBank genome assembly. NCBI's taxonomy places the organism in Eukaryota, Metazoa, Nematoda, Chromadorea, Rhabditida, Thelaziidae.
AUGACGAAAGAGGCACUUAAAGAGAAAGAGCUUGGAAAUGCAGCAUAUAAAUUGAGAAAUUUUGAUGAAGCGACAGAACAUUAUAAUAAAGCCAUCGAGCUUGACCCUACAAAUAUUGUUUUCUACAACAAUAAAGCUGGUAUGGUUUAUUUUGAAAUUGUGAAAAAAAAGAAGGUGCUUGAAAAAGAAUUGGUUGAGAGAGAAAGAUUGGCAUAUAUAGAUCCGGAAUUAGCAGAAAAAGAAAAAAUCAAAGGAAAUGAAUUGUUCAAACGAGGUAAAUAUCCUGAGGCUAUGAAACACUAUAACGAAGCCGUUAAACGGCAUCCAGAUAAUCCAGUUCUCUAUUCUAACAGAGCAGCUUGCUACACGAAGUUGAUGGAUUUCCAAAGAGCUCUUGAAGAUUGUGAGACGUGUAUUAAAAAGGAUCCGACUUUCAUAAAAGCGUACAUCAGGAAAGGAGCAGCAUUGAUAGCUAUGAAAGAAUAUGGCAGAGCUCAGAGUGCUUAUGAAGCAGCGCUUGCUUUAGAUGCCAACAAUCAAGAAGCUCGUGAUGGUCUUAUGAAUGCAAUGAGCAAUAAUAAUGAAGAUCCUGAUGCUGCUAGAGAACGUGCUUUAAGAGAUCCAGAAGUGCAAGAAAUCCUAAAAGACCCUGGUAUGCGACUGCUUUUAGAUCAAAUGAGCCAAGAUCCCGGAGCGGUGCGUGAACAUCUUCAAAAUCCAGACAUACUGAGAAAGCUAAUGAAAUUGCGUGAAGCAGGAAUCAUAAAGAUGCGAUAA